Molecule: messenger RNA, 657 nt
Organism: Oryza brachyantha (malo sina)
Lineage: Eukaryota; Viridiplantae; Streptophyta; Magnoliopsida; Poales; Poaceae
Product: CASP-like protein 1C1-1
Exons: 3
Coding region: 1-489 (162 amino acids)
Source: RefSeq, a predicted model, not a curated record
AUGUUCUCGGACAAGGCGCGGUGGAUAGUCGCCGUCGUGCUCAGGGUGGCGGCCGCCGGCGCCGCGGCCGUCGCGGCGGUGCUCAUGGCGAUGAGCCACGAAACGGUCACCAUCUUCAACAUGGAGGUGCAGGCCAAGUUCGGCUACACGCCGUCGCUCGUGUUCUUCGUCGCCGCCAACGCCGCCGCGAGCGCCUGCAGCGUCGUCGUCCUCCUCGUGCCGACGGCGGCGAGCAAGCUCGCCGCCAGGCUGCUGCUCAUGGCUGACGUGGUGCUGGGCAUGGUGCUCACCGGCGCCGUGGCGGCGGCGGGCGCCAUAGCGGAGCUGGGGAAGCACGGGAACAGCCACGCCGGCUGGAUGGCGAUCUGCGAGCAGGUGCCGGUCUUCUGCGACCGCGUCAGGUCGGCCCUCGUCGCUGGCUCCGUUGCCAUCGUCCUCUACUACCUCUUGCUCAUGUACUCCAUCUACACGCUCCCUAUGUUUCCAUGAAGCAUGCAGCAGCCACCGCUAGCUUUUUAGAGUAGAGCUCUCAUCCCGGCCGGUUUGCAGUAAGAUUAAUUACUCUCUCCGGUUUCUAAUCUCUGACGCCGCUAACUUUUUAGCAUGUUCUGACAGUCCGUCUUAAUUAAAAAAUUGUGUAAAAGUACAAGAAAAAAU